Aspergillus glaucus CBS 516.65 is the source of this 1161-nucleotide messenger RNA. RefSeq lists its product as uncharacterized. NCBI's taxonomy places the organism in Eukaryota, Fungi, Ascomycota, Eurotiomycetes, Eurotiales, Aspergillaceae. The transcript is spliced from 2 exons. Bases 230 to 844 code for a protein of 204 amino acids. The record is from RefSeq and is a predicted model, not a curated record.
CUUUCAAAAAUUCAAGUGAAAGUAUCUUUGCAUCGACAUUGUAUGUUCUGAGCACUUAUACUCGAUGCAAUUCUACCUGCAGCAAGUAGGACCUAUUUCCGACCUUCCACCAAUGAUAUUCGCAAAAGUUUUGUGUGCUAUUCCUCUUUGGGAAGGCGUCAAACAGCCGUGCAAUUUCACUGGUUGGUUGCAUUGCAUAGAAAAUGGCAGGUGAAAGCAUACAACAAUAAUGCAGCAGCGAAUCCACAACACCUCCAUACCUCAACCACCUCUCUUGCCCUCUUCCCUCAUCUUCCAAGCCACAACCACAUCCUCUACCAAGAUGUCCGAACCUCUCUCUCCUACGGAAGAUCUCUCCUCUCUAACCGCCCCCGACUGGCCCUCUACCUACACCACCCAAGCUCUGGCUUGGUUCCGCGAGCUCCGUUUAAAAAUAUCAUCCAUAAUCCACCGCCUCACCAAGACCCUCGAAGCAGCACUGCAAGUCUACCAGGAAACCAACUCGCAGGAACACCCACGCUAUAGGGACCUACAAGGCGUCAUCGACGUUUUCCAGGACUGGUUGCAAGAUGAUUUCAUCGGCAAGACGCUAUUGACGAAGGAUUAUCUGACUUCUGUGUGGAUGUUUCUGGGUGCGUGCGUUGAUAUGGGUAUCUGGGAUAUGGCCACACCGAGGGGGGCUUCUGCUGUUGUGCUGGAGGAAAUGAAGGGCUUGAGGAAGGAGGUGCGGGAGAUCGCUUCUGAGGCGCGUAAUGUUGCGAGAAUAGCGCAGGACGUUGCUGUUUUGCUGGAGGAAUACAAAGAGGGACAUGUCGUGGAGGAGAUGUUUCCUGGUUUUGAUUGAUGCUUUGAGGGGGUUAGGGUGGGUUCCUUGUAGCUACGAGAUGAAAUGAGGCAAAUUCAUGGAGCUUUGGCGGUUGUGCUGCUCAUACUAAGAAUACAAGACGAUUGCCGCCAUCAUGGCACUCUGAUGGUACGCUGUUGACGUGCCUUCCUAAUGAAGAUUAGUCCACCUAUCUCAUUGGUUGACUGAACAAAUACAACUGCAUCGAGUUACCAGGUAAGCGCAUACAACGCCGAUGCAAGAAUACUAACACCGACCCCAUUGCACCUUCCGUUUCCACACCACUCCCACUUCCCCAGUUCAUUCCUCUCUUCCCU